This is a messenger RNA of Lepisosteus oculatus (spotted gar), 705 nucleotides long. It is a transcript of the gene hddc2, whose product is annotated as HD domain containing 2. NCBI's taxonomy places the organism in Eukaryota, Metazoa, Chordata, Actinopteri, Semionotiformes, Lepisosteidae. Gene Ontology annotation, molecular function: 5'-deoxynucleotidase activity. Gene Ontology annotation, cellular component: cytoplasm. The record is from RefSeq and is a predicted model, not a curated record.
UCCGGUUCGCCACUAAAGAAUAUGGCAACACCUUCAGUGCCCGCAGAUAACAUGAAGAAUUUGCUACAGUUUAUGAAACUCAUAGGACAGCUAAAGCGAACUCCUCGGACGGGCUGGGUUUACAGGAAUGUGCUCAACCCGGAGAGUGUGUCCGACCACAUGUACAGAAUGUCUUUAAUGGCCCUGACUAUCGGAGACUGCAACAUCAACAGAGGCAGAUGUAUGCAGCUGGCCUUGGUCCAUGAUAUGGCAGAAUGUAUUGUUGGUGACAUCGCCCCUGCAGACAAAGUCAGCAAGGAGGAGAAGCACAGAAGAGAGAAGGAAGCAAUGAAACAUUUGACUGGCUUAUUAUCAGAAGACAUGAAGAAAGAAAUAUAUGACUUAUGGGAGGAGUACGAGUAUCAGGCCAGCCCAGAGGCCAAGCUGGUGAAAGAACUUGACCGGUUUGAGAUGAUUCUACAGGCACAUGAGUAUGAGACGCUUGAGAACAAACCUGGUCGACUGCAAGACUUUUUUGAUUCCACUAAUGGCAAAUUUCAGCAUCCUGAGCUCCUCGAGUUAGUAAAAAGUUUAAAUGAAGAAAGAAACAUGCAACUAGCUGCUACAGGGAGCAGUCCUGACCGAGGUGCAUCACUGCCAGGGGACAGAGUUUCACCACCUUAGUUGCAACAUCAACGGUUUAUAAUAAAAUAUAUUUUAAUAAUU